CGCACGGAUCUCAAAGAAUACAAAUACAGAUACAAUACAGAUUACAAGAGAUUGACACAACACACUAAGUACUAACAGUGUUGAAAAUAAUGAAACACAAGAAAACCCUUCAGAUUUUAGAUUCCCAAAAAUCCCAUAUGCGACCACCGUUGCCCCGUCACACACAACAGCCGUCUCCGGCCAUGGCGUCACAUUCACCGCUUUCAACCACCGUCGCCCGUAAAAGAUCCAAAACUCAGAGCGAAGAGGCCUUGAAUCCUAGUUUUGCUGAUCUUCCGUCAAGUCUCUUGGAAGUAAUAAUGUCUCAACUUGUGUUAAAAGACAACAUCCGUGCAUCUGCUGCUUGCAAGUCAUGGCUUGAAGCCGGAGUUUCUGUUCGUGUAGUGGAAAAACAUCCUUGGCUUCUGUGUUUUUCUAAACAUGGCAGCUUGAUUAAACUCAGGGAUCCAUUGCAAUGGAAGUCGUACACUCUUGAUCUUCCCGAGCUAGCUAAAUCGACUGUGUGUUACUCAAGAGACGGAUGGUUACUUAUGCACAGAUCCAGCUCAAGCGACAUCUUCUUCUUCAACCCGUUCUCUCGAGAGCUCAUAAGCUUGCCCAAGCUUGAUCUAUCUUUUGAGGAGAUUGCUUUCUCUUGCUCUCCUACAAUGGAUAGUUGCGUUGUGAUAGCUUUAAACUUUGUUGUGGAUAAUACUGCAACUGCUGUCACUGCCAGCACUUGCUCCCCUGGAGCAACCGAGUGGAUCACUGAGGACUUCCCUACUCGCAUUCGAGGGGAUCUCAUGCAGAGCAAGCUUGUCUAUCUAAAGAAUCGAUUCUUUUGCUUUAACGCAGCAAGAGGCGUGUUGUGUUCCUUCAAGCCAUCGUCACGCAAAUGGAGGCUUCAUCCUUUUGCAUAUAUCGAUUCUGAUCAUCAAUGGAAUGGGUACGAGAAAGCAGGUUUUUUGGCAGAGAAGAAUGGAGAGCUCUUUCUCAUGUUUACAAGCGGUAACGAGAAGCCAAGGGUUUAUAAGUUUUCGACUUUGGUAUGGCAAGAGAUGAGUAUUACUGAUCUUGAUGGCUUGACAAUCUUUGUCAGUUUUCAUAACUCUGAGUUGAGAAGUAAUCUCCCAUGGAUGAGGAACAAUGUCUAUUUCUCAAGGUCAGGUUACAAUCGCAAGCGUUGUGUCUCAUACUCGUUUGAUGAAAGCAGGUACGAUCCGUGUAAGGAGUGGCAGAACUGGUCAGAACUUUGUCCUCCUCAAACCCUCUGGAUCGAUCCGCCGAAUAAUGUUUUAGACUAUUUGUGAGAGAGAUUUGUAUGAAAAACUGAUGUAACUCUGUUUUUGUUUACCAGAACCGAUUUAGGCUUGCAUAAAAGUCGUCUUCUUCUUCUUCUUCAAUAGACUUUUCUUUUUCAGGACAAUGUUUAUUUAAAUUGAAUUUGAUAAAGAGGAACAGAGGUUAAGAAUCUCGAUUAUAUCAAAUAGAUGAAAGAGGAAAAACUAACAUACUGUUUUGAAGAUUCCAAUUACACAACUUUAAACAAAACAAAACAAAACAAAAAGACCUAGAGCGACUUGUUCUACUGUUAAGACCGGAAGUGUUUCUCCACCGCCUCAUUUCUUGCCGGAGCCACCGCAAGAUUCAACGUCACGGGGAAACCUACGGACAAUAACAUCAAUCCCUACUCUUAUCCUCUGAAGCUCAGGUGAAUCAGACAUGGCCUCGCGUUUCUUCAGAUCCAAGAAAUCAAUAGUUAAUGUAUGAACGAUAUCCCUGUAAGAAGGGACUUGGAUCUUCUCGAGAAUCUGAUAGACCGUGGCUUGUAUCUGAUCCCUAUCGCCACCGAUGAGCCAAUCUCUACCGAACUCGUGGGUUUGAUGAACGAUUCGAGUUUCUAAAUCGCCGAGAUCUUCGUCUUCGUCUGAAUCUGAAUCUGGUUCAGGGGCUCGCCUGUAAACUAACUCGAAAUCGAACAACAAGUUCGGUUUUUUGCGUAGUAGAUUGUUGUCGUGAUUGAUGUGUUGUUUGUCGCUGUAGACUAGGUCGAACGAGAUGAAGGUGUCUGGUUCGUUAUCGGCGUACAAAAACAAAACCAUGAUUAAACUUGUUGUAAAAGAUUGAUGGGUAAUUAGAGACUUAUGAAAGAUAGUGAACCUAUUUUUUUUUUUUUUUUUU
This is a messenger RNA of Thlaspi arvense, 2160 nucleotides long. NCBI's taxonomy places the organism in Eukaryota, Viridiplantae, Streptophyta, Magnoliopsida, Brassicales, Brassicaceae. The record is from the annotation of a GenBank genome assembly.